This is a messenger RNA of Cavia porcellus (domestic guinea pig), 1994 nucleotides long. It is a transcript of the gene Tmem45a, whose product is annotated as transmembrane protein 45A. NCBI's taxonomy places the organism in Eukaryota, Metazoa, Chordata, Mammalia, Rodentia, Caviidae. The transcript is spliced from 7 exons. The coding region runs from base 760 to 1581 and encodes 273 amino acids. The record is from RefSeq and is a predicted model, not a curated record.
UACCUGAGGGGAUGGGCCUGACAAGACAGCAGCAAGUUCUGGGAGUCCAGCGGCUCUUUCUCGCCUGCUCCUGAGCCUGCAGCCACAGUGCCACAUCAGCGACAGCACCGCACUUCCAGGUUCCUUAGGAGGAUGCGGCGAGCUGGCCCGGUGGGCGGGGGCGGCCUGAGGCCCGCAGGAGUGUCGGACCGCUCAGCCAAUGGGUUGCAAGCGCGGAGCCGAGGCCACCAAUGAGCUGGGGCUUCUUCCAGCCCGGGGCGGCUCCCGCCGGUUACCCGCGGUGGGACCAGAUGAAGCACAUCUGGACAGCUGUGCUAGGAGGCUGUGUAGCCUCUUCGGAGGCAGGACGUCACCUAGGCACGUCCCCCACGUCGUCUCCUGCUAGCUAUUUAUUAUUUAUUCAGUUUCGCCAAGAAGCAACCAGGGCACCAAAGUUGAAACUUCCCCCACCCACACCCCCAUGAGAAAAGGGCUAGGCCCGUCCAACACAUAGUUUAGUUUUCAGAGGGCUCUGGGAUCAAAAGAACAGAAACAGCAACAACAAAAGCCCAGCCGCGGCCUGAUUUUAAACUGGCAAAGUUAGAAAAAUAAAGUUUGGGUAAACAGAGCAAGCUGGGAGGUGAGCAUCAUGGGGACAUUAAUAAAUCAGAGAUGUAAUGGUGUCACUACAAGGUGGGACCUGGAAGCAACAUUUGCUGUAUGAGAAUCAGUCAACUCAAAGAAGCAACCUGCUCUUCCUUGUCCCAGUGCAGAUGAAUCAUGGGAAGUUUUAAAGGUCAUAUCCUUCCUGGAAGCUUCUUUUUAAUCAUGGGUUUUUGGUGGAGUACAAAGAGUAUUCUGAAGUAUGUCUGCAAAAAGCAAAUGAGGGCUUGCCACCUUGAUUCCAAAACAUUAUUCCAUCGAAUGGAAAUUUUGGAGGGAAUUACAUUAAUCUGCAUGGCCUUAACUGGUAUAGUUGGGGAACAGUUUAUUUCUGGAGGACCCUACCUGAUUUUAUACAAAGAAGGCCAGUGGAACCAACUGACCGGCUGGCAUCAUUGUACCAUGUAUUUCUUCUUUGGGCUGGUGGGUGUGGCUAAUAUCUUAUGUUUCACCAUCAGUCCACUUCCAGUCUCCUUAAUCAAGUUAAUAUUGUCAAAUGCAUUUUUUGUGGAGACUUUUAUCUUCCACAAUCAUACUCAUGGUCGGGAAAUGCUAGACAUCUUUGUGCACCAGAUGCUGGUGUUAGUCUCUUUUGUGACGGGCCUGCUUGCCUUUAUGGAGUUCCUCAUGCGGAACAAUGUACUCCUGGAGCUGCUGCGGACAAGUCUCAUCCUGCUGCAGGGAAGCUGGUUUUGGCAGAUUGGUUUUGUCCUGUAUCCCCCCAGUGGAGGUCCUGCAUGGGAUCUGAAUGAUCAUGACAAUAUUAUGUUUCUUGCCAUAUGCUUUUGUUGGCAUUAUGCCUUAUCCUAUAUCAUCAUUGGAGUGGAUUAUGCUUUUGUCACCUGGUUGGUAAAGACUAGACUUAGGAAACUCUGCUCCUCAGAACUUGGACUCCUGAAAAAUGCUGAACGAGAACAUGAAUCAGAAGAAGAGAUGUGAUUUAUGGGCAGUCGCUCUGUUUAGAUAAACAUUUUUGUUUUUUGCACUACCUUUGAUCAUUGUUUUCUUUCUCGACCAUUUGAAAGCAACUGGCUGAAGAUGACUCUAUACUGCUUGUGUUUUCAAUUUUGUUGAAAUAUUUGAAUUUGAGUAUUUUUUUUUAGCUUUUAAACACUUUGAGUGAUAAGUACAUUUUGCUUAUCAUUCAUAUUAUGGUAUUCAGAGCUUAGACUGAUUUUUUCAACAUCAACCAUAGUUUGAGGAUCAUACUAUGAAAAAUGUUUAUUUGCCUUACAGAUACAGGUUCAGUGUUCCUGGAAUUGCUACCAUUUAAACCUACUGAACAUGGAAUUAUAAAUGUUUAUCUUUUGCUGCAAUGAGAAAUAAAUGAAGGCAUAAAAGUUGGUGCAAAA